Messenger RNA from Lemur catta (Ring-tailed lemur), 1968 nucleotides. Its product is annotated as zinc finger protein 98-like. Gene Ontology annotation, biological process: regulation of transcription by RNA polymerase II. NCBI's taxonomy places the organism in Eukaryota, Metazoa, Chordata, Mammalia, Primates, Lemuridae. The record is from RefSeq and is a predicted model, not a curated record. Gene Ontology annotation, molecular function: DNA-binding transcription factor activity, RNA polymerase II-specific; RNA polymerase II cis-regulatory region sequence-specific DNA binding. The transcript has 4 exons. The coding region runs from base 139 to 1788 and encodes 549 amino acids.
UCCGGGGCUUUAGCGGGCGCGUCCCGAUCCUGGUCUGGUCUCUGGGGCUCCUCGCUCUCCGCUGCCGGAGGCCCCGGUGACUCUGCUGCCGCCUGUGUUGCCCUGUGACCUCCAGGUCCCUGAAGAUCCGUAGGGAGGAUGUGGGGACACGCCGGAAGCGGGGAGGUGGCACUGUUGACAUUCAUGGAUGUGGCCAUAGAAUUCUCUCUGGAGGAGUGGGAAUGCCUGGACCCUGCUCAGCAGAAUUUGUAUAGGGAUGUGAUGUUAGAGAACUACACAAACCUGGUCUCUGUAGGUCUUGCUGUCUCUAAACCAGACCUGGUCACCUGUCUGGAGCAAAGAAAUGAACCUUGGAAGGCGAGGAAAUACAUUGCAGUAGCCAAAUACCCAGCUGUGUCUUCUCAUUGCACCCAAGACCAUUUGCCAGGGAAAAGCCAGAAAGAUUCAUUCCAAAGAGUGCUACUGAGAAAUUAUGAAGGCUCUGGACUUCAUAAUUUAAGCUUAAGGAAAGACUGGGAAAGUGUGCAUGAGUGUAAGGAGCAGAAAGAAUGUCAUAAUGGAUUUAACCAAUUUUCAACAGCUAGCCAUUGCAAAGUCGUCAAAUGUAAUAAAUGUUUGAAAGUCUUCAGAAAAUUAUCAAAACGGAAUAGACAAAAGAUAAGACAUACUUUAGAGAAAACUUUCAAAUGUAAAGAAUGUGGAAAAGCCAUUAACAAAUGUUCACACUUUACUGAAUAUAAAAGAAUUCAUACUAGAGAGAAACAUCACAAAUAUAUUGAAUGUGGCAAAGUCUUCAAGUCUUGGUCAGGCUGUUCUAAUCAUAAGUCAAGUCAUGUUGGAGGGAACCCCUACAAAUGUGAAGAAUGUGGCAAAGCUUUUAUCCAGUGUUCAAACCUGACCACACAUAAGACAAUUCAUAGUGGAGAGAAACCCUACAAAUGUGAAGAAUGUGACAAAGCUUUUAAGCGGUCUUCAUGCCUUAAUAUACAUAAGACAAUUCAUACUGGAGAAAAAUCCUACAAAUGUGAAGAAUGUGGCAAAACUUUUAAGCGGUCUUCAUACCUUAAUAUACAUAAAACAAUUCACACUGGAGAGAAAUCCUACAAAUGUGAAGAAUGUGGCAAAGCUUUUAUCCAGCGUUCAAACCUUUCCAAACAUAAGACAAUUCACACUGGAGAGAAAUCCUACAAAUGUGAAGAAUGUGGCAAAGCUUUUAUCCAGCGUUCAAACCUUACCAAACAUAAGACAAUUCAUACUAGAGAGAAACCCUACAAAUGUGAAGAAUGUGGCAAAGCUUUUAAGUGGUCUUCAUAUGUUAAUAUACAUAAGAGAAUUCAUACUGGAGAGAAACCCUACAAAUGUGAAGAAUGUGGCAAAGCUUUUAUCCAGCAUUCAAACCUGACCACACAUAAGACAAUUCAUACUGGAGAGAAACCCUACAAAUGUGAAGAAUGUGGCAAAGCUUUUAUCAAAUGUUCAAACCUGACCACACAUAAGAGAAUUCAUACUGGAGAGAAACCCUACAAAUGUGAAGAAUGUGGCAAAGCUUUUAAGUGGUCUUCAUAUCUUAAUAUACAUAAGACAAUUCAUACUGGAGAGAAAACCUACAAAUGUGAGAAAUGUGGCAAAGCUUUUAGCCAGCGUUCACACCUGACCACACAUAAGACAAUUCAUACUGGAGAGAAACCCUACAAAUGUGAAGAAUGUGGCAAAGCUUUUAUCCAGCGUUCACACCUGACCAAACAUAAGACAAUUCAUACUAGAGAGAAACUCUACAAAUGUGAAUGAUGUGGCAAAGGCUUUACCCAGUGCUCUUACCUUACUAUACAUGACAGAAUUCAUACCUGAGAAAAAUCCUACAAAUGUAAACAAUGUGGCACAUCCUUUAAUAACUGUUCACAUAUUACUUGACAUGACAGGGGUCAUACUGGAUAAAAGUGGUAUAAAUGUAAAGACUGUUGAUACACC